AUGGCCAAAGACACAUCGAAUGUCGGCUCAAAGCCGAAACACGCCAAAGAGGACGCCGACGUCGAGAUGCAACAAUCCGCUUCCCCCGAAAAGACACAGAAGUCCGAGUCCAAAGACAAGAAGAAGCGUAAGAAGUCAUCCAGCGAGACCGACGGCAACGUGACGAGCAAGAAGAAGCGGAGACACAGUACGGACGAUAGGCAGGAUAAAGAGGACGACAAGCCAAAGAAAAAGAAGAAGAGAGUUUCCUUCGGACCCGGCACGAAGACCAAGGAUGCAGACAGUGAUAGCGACAGUCCUGCGGACGACGAACAUGACGACGACGAGAAGGAUACCUCGGAGGCCAUGACGAGCGCCGAGGCCGAGGCUAAGGAAGCUGAGGACAAAAUGAUUGAGGAGAUGAAGAAGCGCAAGCGUGAGAAGAAGAAGGCGCGGAAGGCUGGCGCUACGUCUACAUCUACACCUACGUCUUCGUCGACAUCUACAUCUACCGCACAAAUCCACGAGUCUCCCAUCCUGGGCUAUCUGAGCUGGUACUACCGUGACCGGGCGUCGUGGAAGUUCCAGAAGAACCGCGAAACGAACCUCUUCAAGCACCUUUACUCGAUUGAGCACGUCCCUGUGCAAUACAACCUCCCCCUCCAAACCUACCUUCAAGGCCUGAAGGGUGACGCCGCCAAGACACGACUGAGCGAGGGCGCGAUGGCAGUUCUCAAGACGGACGGCGACGACCUUGCCGCCGAGUACCAACAAGCUGUGGAUUCCUUCCGGUCAUUGUUACCCGGCAGUGGAGAAGAGCUUAACGCCGCUGACUCGGUGGAUGGCCUGGACGUGGAAGCAACCAAGCGUCUCCGGAAGAGACAACGAGCCGAGCUGGUUUUCUUCGCUGUCACGGGUGAACUAUUUGAUCGGGAAGAAAUUGUGCGCAAGCAAAAGGAGGCCGCGCAGGCAGAGGCACAGAAAUCGAAGAAGAGGAAGAACAGAACUGUCGUUGUGGAUAUCUCUAGCAGUGAGAGCGAUAGCGAUGAGGAGAAGAAGCCUGCUAAGGCGAAGAAGAGCGCUGCUAAGGAGGAGAGCAAUGAUGAUUAUACCAGUAGCAGUGGAAGUGACAGCGAUGAUAGCACCAGCAGCAAUGGCAGCGACAGCGAGAGCGAGAGCGAAGCACCUCCCGCGAAGAAACCUGCGCCGACCAAGUCCGCACUGAAGAAGAAGCCUGUUCCGAAGCCUGCUGCUCCCUUCAAGGAAGAACCCGCUCCGCCAGCGCCCGGCAAGAACAAGAAGAAGCAGAAGCGUAAAGUGCGGACUGCAUUGAUUGAGAUCUCGAGUAGCAGCGAGAGCGAUAGUGAUUGA
This is a messenger RNA of Penicillium subrubescens, 1350 nucleotides long. Its product is annotated as WKF domain-containing protein. The record is from RefSeq and is a predicted model, not a curated record. The transcript has a single exon. Bases 1 to 1350 code for a protein of 449 amino acids. Lineage: Eukaryota; Fungi; Ascomycota; Eurotiomycetes; Eurotiales; Aspergillaceae.